UCGGCUGCUCGGCGGGCGGGCGCCGGGCGCUCUGGGAGGAGAGGACUGCAGGGCCGAGCCCAGCGCACCCCGCCGCGUCCCCCGUUCCCGCCGUGCCCGCCGCGCCCGCCGCGCCCGCCGCGGCCGCGGCAGCUCAGCCUCCCGCCGGUUGUAUGUUCCAGGCCUCAAUGAGGAGUCCAAACAUGGAGCCAUUCAAGCAGCAGAAGGUGGAAGACUUUUAUGACAUCGGAGAGGAGCUGGGGAGUGGCCAGUUUGCCAUCGUGAAGAAGUGCCGGGAGAAGAGCACGGGGCUUGAGUAUGCAGCCAAGUUCAUCAAGAAGCGGCAGAGCCAGGCGAGCCGGCGCGGUGUGAGCCGGGAGGAGAUCGAGCGGGAGGUGAGCAUCCUGCGGCAGGUGCUGCACCACAAUGUCAUCACGCUGCACGACGUCUACGAGAACCGCACCGACGUGGUGCUCAUCCUUGAGCUAGUGUCUGGAGGAGAGCUCUUCGAUUUCCUGGCCCAGAAGGAGUCACUGAGUGAGGAGGAGGCCACUAGCUUCAUUAAGCAGAUCCUGGAUGGGGUGAACUACCUUCACACAAAGAAAAUUGCUCACUUUGAUCUCAAGCCAGAAAACAUUAUGUUGUUAGACAAGAAUAUUCCCAUUCCACACAUCAAGCUGAUUGACUUUGGUCUGGCUCACGAAAUAGAAGAUGGAGUUGAAUUUAAGAAUAUUUUUGGGACGCCGGAAUUUGUUGCUCCAGAAAUUGUGAACUACGAGCCCCUGGGUCUGGAGGCUGACAUGUGGAGCAUAGGCGUCAUCACCUACAUCCUCUUAAGUGGAGCAUCCCCUUUCCUGGGAGACACGAAGCAGGAAACACUGGCCAAUAUCACAGCAGUGAGUUACGACUUUGAUGAGGAAUUCUUCAGCCAGACGAGCGAGCUGGCCAAGGACUUCAUUCGGAAGCUUCUGGUUAAAGAGACCCGGAAACGGCUCACAAUCCAAGAGGCUCUCAGACACCCCUGGAUCACGUCAAAAGGAGAAGGCAGAGCCCCCGAACAGUGGAAGACAGAGCCCACCCAGCUGAAGACCAAGCACCUGAGAGAGUACACUCUCAAAUGCCACUCAAGCAUGCCUCCCAACAACUCCUAUGUCAACUUCGAGCGUUUUGCCUGUGUGGUGGAAGACGUGGCUCGGGUGGACCUGGGAUGCCGUGCCCUGGUGGAGGCCCACGAUACCAUCCAGGACGAUGUGGAGGCCCUGGUCUCCAUCUUCAAUGAGAAGGAAGCUUGGUACCGAGAGGAGAAUGAGAGUGCCCGGCACGACCUGUCCCAGCUCAGGUAUGAGUUCCGCAAGGUGGAGUCAUUGAAGAAGCUGCUGCGAGGAGACAUCCAGGCCACGGGAUGUAGCCUCGGAAGCGUGGCCAGGAAACUGGACCAUCUGCAAGCCCAGUUUGAGAUUCUGAGGCAGGAGCUCUCCACAGACCUGCAGUGGAUUCAGGAGCUGGUGGGCAGCUUCCAGCUGGAGAGUGGGAGCUCCGAGGGCCUGGGCUCCGCAUUCUACCAGGACACCAGUGAAUCCCUAUCAGAGCUGCUCAGCAGAUCAUGCACUGAGGAAGUUCUGGCCGGCUGGAAGCUCUAAUCGCCAGAAUCCAGUCAGUGAUGCAUCCCAAGAGGUUUGCAGAAGCAUGUUCUCAUCCACCCUGCUGCGGCAUCCAGCUAGAAUUAUCCUGCAGGGGUGUGUGUCUGUAGUAUAGCCUUCCACCCCCUCCACAGAAUCCAGAAUUGCUGAGGUGCCAGUUAAUUCUUCAUUCUGUGCCUCCCCUCACCAAUCUGGUUUUCUGGGAGGGCGCUGGCAGGGCAGCCAAGCUGUUAAAACAAUUAGAGAAUGAGUACCCCUCAGGGUCCCCUUCUCCAGAGGGAGGAUGGCUGGCCCUGGGGAGAUGCUUGAGAAUUGAUUUGUGAUGAAGGAUUUGUUCAUAUCUCACUUUCUGCCUACAUACCUUAUGGACUGUAGAUCUUGGGUAAUAUUUGAGUUAAUUAGGAAUAACUAAGUCAGCAUGGUGCUUUCCUGCUACAGAAGCAGGGAUUUAAAAUGCAUAGAGAAAAUAAUAUUGCCUUUCGUUUGCAUUGAUUUUUCACUUACCAAGCACUCAUGUCUGACAAAUGACCUCACUUGGUCCUUAAAAGAACUCAGUGAGAUAGGAAGGUGGGUGGCAUUAUUAUUAUUAUUAUUUACAUGUAACUGAUGAGAAAAUUGACUCAGAGAGGGAAAAUGAUAUAGUCAAUCAAUACAGAUGAAACAGAAACCCAGGAUGCCCAUCUCUAAGAUGAGGUAUAUGGGAGAAAGUAGUAAGGCUUUGCUGUAAAUAUCUACCUUAAUAUUAAAGUCCAGGUCCCAGAGGCAAAGUAAGCAACUUCAUGUAUUCUGCCAGGUGUAGGUGGAAUGCAUACACCUGCAGAUGAUUGUCCCAGGAGCUCUGUCCCAGAAGGCAAAGUCAUUGUCCCUACCCAGCCCUGUCUCUGUCUGAAGACCAGCCUGCAAGCAGGAGAGAAGGAAAGAAGGAGUCUUCCCAUUCUCCACCCUUUCUCCUCUUCUGGCUAACGGCCCCAACUCUGUGUCGAGAAUAAAGGCCAGAAGGUCCUCAACAGGAGGUUCCUUUUCUUAUGUACCUAGGCCAUUGGGCCUUGAAGGCCUAAGAAGUUCCAUGAGGGUUUUUGAAAAGGGCAAACAUAAAGAUGGGGAAGCGCAAGGCCACAUGGUCGUUUCAUGACCCAAAGCUUUGAGCACCCCUCCCCAAGGAUUAUAAGAUCUCAUCUCCCUUUCUCUGGGGGAGGGGACAGUCAACCAACUCAUGUCAACAGAGCAUGGCAUAUGAGCCUAGUGCUGAGCUAGAAGCUUGUGGGUAGGGGCAUAACUUGUAUAGUUCAAAGUGUCUUCAUGGCCUCACAAAACAUCCCUAUCUUAGAGGCAGACUAAACGAUAUUCCCAAUUUAGAGCUGAGGAAACAGGGAGAGGAUGGGAUUUUCCCAAGGUCACAUCAUUAUGGCAAAAGUAGAGACCUUCUAAUGACAAGUCUGUUGCUCUUUCUGCUUCCCCUGGCUGCGCCAGGCUCCAGAAGUUUACUCCCUGCUUGUGGGGGCAGCUCACACCUGGAUUCAUCCAUCCAUUUACAAAUUAUACUUAGGCACCAACCAACUUCCAGAUGCCCAGCUUGACUCUGGGGAUACAAUGUUGAGUAAAAAUAGGCCUGAUUCCUGCCUCACGGAGUGCUCAGUCCAGCGAAGGAUUUGAACAUUGAUCAAGAAUCACAGAGAGAUAGAGCUGCAGCUUGUGUUCAUGCUGGGAGAGAAGCACAUAGCACUGCAGGGGCCUGCCGUCAGGGUCUGACAGCAUCAGGGGAAGCGUCCUGAAGCAGUGACACUGGAACGGAGGUCAGCUAAGCCAACCAGGGAGACAGAAGUUUCCCAACAGAGCCAUCAUACCAGGGCUCUGUGAUGAGAGGCAGUGUGGAAGGUUGAGAAUAUGAGGACUGAAAGCUGGAGGGGAGAGAAUAGGAAUACAGUGUGGAAAUGACCGGAGAACAGGCAGGACCAGCAGGGCUUUGGCCAUGUAGAAGAGCUCUGCCCUUAUCCCGAAAGUCAUGAGAAGCCAGCGGGUUCCAGGUGCUGGGGAGGGAAUGCCCCGUGAACAGCUCAGACAGGAAGUGGUUUAGGACAAGACAGGAAAGCUUCAUCUCAUGAAACCAUUUCUUCAGAAUCCUGUCUCCUUUUCUAUAUGCAUGAAGGAUCAUUUCAAAUAUCAUAUACAAUAUUUGUAACAGAAACUUUCUUCAUCAGCUAUGAGAAACCGUGGUGAUAAGAUGCAUCAUCAUUUUAUGGACCACUAAGAAAAAAAGCCCAAGAUGGGGAGUCUAAUAGGAAACUCUCUCUACCCCCACCACAUAAAGCUGUGAUGCCCUCAGUGAGAAGGUAAAUGAGAAAUAGAGCCACCGUGCAGAAACGGGGAGCAAGGAAACCCAUGCGUCUCAACCUUGACACUAUCUCUCUGUCUCAACCUUGACAGGGGGUGAAAAAUCCUUCCCUGAGAACAGGAGUCCCAAGCCGGUGGUACUCAUGCAGGUUUGCUUUCUGAAUUUGCACAAUCAGUGUAAUCCAAAAGAACAUCAAGCAGAGAGUGUAAUGUCCAACAGUCUGAGGCUGGGUGGCCCUGGAUGGCUGGCAAAAACAGUACUAUCCUCUCCCGGAGCACCUGCCUUCUGUCCGGGCCAACAGUAAGAAUAUGAUACCAUCAUCUGGGAGAUGCCUCCUGACUUCAGAGAUCCAAAAAUGUAUAUCUUGGAACCAAUGAAAGAUGGCAAAAGCUCCAUUUCCUACAUCUUACCCCAGAGAAUUGGUUCAAAUGACCUGUCUACAGUCUCUCCAAGGUCUUACCUGCCCUGUCACGGGAAGUUGUAUACUUGUUUGGUGCUGAGACACUGCAAGUAUUAAAUGUCACUUUGGCCAUGUUAACAGACCUUGACCUUCACACAGCCAGGUUUCUAAGGAGAGGAAGCCACUGAUGGGGCAACACAGGGCAAGCUUUUUAGUGAAGGUCAAAAUAGAAUGCAGGCCCAGUGUGGUGGCUCAUGCCUGUAAUCCCAGCACUUUGGGAGGCUGAAGUGGGUGGAUCACUUGAGGUCAGGAGUGUGAGAGCAGCCUGGCCAACAUGGAGAAAUCCUGUCUCUACUAAAGAUAUAAAAAUUAGCUGGGCAUGGUGGUGGGUGCCUGUAGUCCCAGCUACUCAGGACACUCGGGAGGCUGAGGCAGGAGAAUCGCUUGAACAUGGAAGGCGGAGGUUGCAGUGAGCCACGAUCACGCCAUUGCACUCCAGCCUGGGUGACAGAGUGAGACUGUCUCAAAAAAAUAAAAAAUAGACUACAGUAAAAGAGUAAAAUGUUGGCAAUGAUUUGAAUGGGGGAAAUUGGGAAAAAUGAGGGAGAAGUGGUUAUUUUAGAAUCAUGAUCAGCUAUACACAGUGCUGAGAGUCACCCAUUUAGUUGGCCGUGAGCUGGACUCCAAACUCUAAGUGGUUUUCCUUACAGCAGUGACAUCAU
Molecule: messenger RNA, 5073 nt
Organism: Gorilla gorilla gorilla (western lowland gorilla)
Lineage: Eukaryota; Metazoa; Chordata; Mammalia; Primates; Hominidae
Gene: DAPK2
Product: death associated protein kinase 2
Exons: 10
Coding region: 153-1619 (488 amino acids)
Biological process (GO): positive regulation of apoptotic process; intracellular signal transduction; protein phosphorylation
Cellular component (GO): cytoplasm; nucleus
Molecular function (GO): ATP binding; protein serine/threonine kinase activity
Source: RefSeq, a predicted model, not a curated record